AUGCAUUUUACAUCCUCAGCUGGGAGUUCGUCCUCCACCCACGACUUCGCUGCCGCGAACAAAACGCACUUCGACGCACGAGCCACGGCGGCCCACGGCGACGACCCACACGACUCGCCCGCCCAUCCCGAGAACACGGAGCGAGCGCGGCGGACGGUGAAUGCGAUGCGGCAGUGGUGGCCGGAGCUCUUCGACGAGGACCGGACGGAGGCGAUGGACUACGCGUGCGGACUGCUCUGCCAGCACGUCAAGAGCGUCCUCGGCGUCGACAUCAGCCAGGCCGCCGUCGACCGCUACAACGCCCGCGCGUCCGACCAGGGCCUCGCCCCCGACGAGGUCCGCGCCGUGUGCGCGGAGCUCACCCUCACCGGGACCCCAGCCGAGCUCGCCCGCGCGUCCUUCGACCUGAUCGUGUGCUGCGCGUCGUACCACCACUUCCCCUCGAUCGCGGAUACGACGCGCGUGCUCGCGGCGCACCUCGCGCCCGGGGGCGCGCUGCUCGUCGCGGACGUCCUCGCUGCGCCGGACGGGCGCGAGAUCUUCCCGCGGCGCACCACCACAUUUGCGUUUGCGGCGCGGAUGCGCGCGACGGGGGAGAGCACGCGGUGGUUCAUCGCGAAGGGCUUGAAGGGAUCUUAG
Molecule: messenger RNA, 639 nt
Organism: Epithele typhae
Lineage: Eukaryota; Fungi; Basidiomycota; Agaricomycetes; Polyporales; Epitheliaceae
Product: S-adenosyl-L-methionine-dependent methyltransferase
Exons: 4
Coding region: 1-639 (212 amino acids)
Source: RefSeq, a predicted model, not a curated record